CAAAAUUUGUGUGUUUACUUGUAAAACCGAAGUGUUUUUCUUUUCUUAGAAAAAGAUAUUUUUACUUCCAAAAGAAAAUGUACAGAAAAGGAAGAGAUAUACCAGGCUGUGCCCCAUACUCAUAUGGACUAGUAGCAAAACAGCCGAAUACUAAUACAAGAAUACGUCUGAUGGCGAUACACCAACGAAUGAUCGACGAAGCUGCAAAAGAUCAAGAGGAAACUUUGAAAACCAACCAACGUGAUAUUCUUAAGAGUAAAUUCCACAAGUCAACAGAUAAAAAGUGCCUGGAAACAAAAAUACGCGACCAAGUCAAUAAAAGUCUUCAAGCAGCAGAGGAGAACCUGAACUGUAAAAGAGAGAGAUUGCGCAGUCUGUUAUUGUCAGAGGAGAGGCAUUACAUGAGAGAGAUGGUGUCCAAGUCACAGCAUGAGGCAGACAGUGUGGUGGAGGACCAGAGAUUGAGGGCUUUGGAGGUCAAAGUACGCAGACAAGCUGAAGACGCUGCUCUGGCGGCCGAGAAGAGGCUGCAACAGUACAUGAAUCGUUGUGAAGAGUUGAGGGCAUUUAGAGAAGCUCUCAACACAAAAGAGGUGGCACAAGCGGUGUUGAAGCAGGUAGAAGAUAAACAAAAGCAAAGAGAAGCUGAUAAAGAGAUGGAGAAAAUGUGGGAGGAUGUGGCGAGGAAAAACUACGCAUUGAUGGUUGCCUAUGAAGAGGAAGAAGCACGUAAAAGGAAACAUAGAAUGAAGGAGAUUAAUGACAUUCUUCAAAACCAAAUAAAAGGAAUUCAACUAUAUAAAGAGGAAGAAGAGAGGCUCAAAAUGGAGGAACGUGCAAGACUUCAGAAGGAGAGGGAAAAGUUGAUCGAAGAAGAAGAAUUAGCAAAAAGGGAAGUGGAAUUAAAGAAGAGGAUGAUGUAUGAGGAAAUGGAGAAGGUGAACAAACAGAGUAUUGAGUUAUAUGAACGGAGAAAAGCUCAGGAGAAAGUUCUCAAUGAUAUGUUCUGUCAGCUGAUCCAAGAAGAAUUGAGAAAAGAACAAGAACAAGCCCAUGAUAAUAAGUCCCAGCUUCGAAAAGAAUCAGAACUUUUCAAAGCUCAUCUAGAGGAGAUGAAUCUGCAAAGGAAAAGGCAAGAAGAGGAAAUUGAUGAACUCAGAGCAAGAGAAGUGGCUAAAAUAGACGCAAAGCAACAAGAAGCUGAUAUAAAGAAGUGUGAAGCAGCCCUCAAACUGAAAGAGGCAGUAUUGAGGGAGCGAUGUUUACAAAUUAAAGCAAUAGAGAAGAGAAAAGAAGAGGAAAAGAGAAAAGAGCUUGAAGAGGCAAGACUAGCAGAGCUUAUGCGAUUGGAACAUUUGGCCUUGGAGGAAGAUCAGAAGAAAGCAAAAGCUAAGGAACAGAAGGAAUAUCGCAUUGGUUUAGCAAAGCAAAUAGAGGACAACAAAUUGACUUUGAUGAAGCAAUGCGAGGAAGAAGAAAGACAAUUGAGGGAAAGUAUUUUGAAGGAAGAAAUCUACUUUAACAAAGUGAAAGACAUCAUGGCUAACCAGUGUUCUUCAGAAACUCAUCCAUUCAUGAAAAAAUUACAAGGAAUGGCUGCUUAAAUCAGUUGAAUAUUUUACAAAGAAUUCAAAAUCAUUUGCAAUCAAAGUGCAUUUUUGUGCACUUUUACUUUAACUGCAACAACUUCUGGAUGUUAACUGUAAAUGAUUAUCUCGUUUGUCUGUAAACAUUUUUCUACUUAGGCCUACCUCUAAUUUUAUUAUUUAAAUUAACAUUUUCAUUGCUACCUUUAAUAAUGAUUCUCAAACAUACAAAAUCCAUUUCUCAAUACACUUUUUAAAAUUGUACUUAUGUUUUUUGUUUUGUAUGUUGAUGUGCGAACCUUAGGAUUUUACACAUAACUAGGCACAGUUUAUCUGUUGCUGUAUGGAAGAACUAUCUUUAUCAAAAGCCAUAAAAAAAGUAUUUUAUUUG
Molecule: messenger RNA, 1977 nt
Organism: Macrosteles quadrilineatus (aster leafhopper)
Lineage: Eukaryota; Metazoa; Arthropoda; Insecta; Hemiptera; Cicadellidae
Product: trichohyalin-like
Exons: 10
Coding region: 78-1604 (508 amino acids)
Source: RefSeq, a predicted model, not a curated record